UUCCCACGCGGGCAUUCGCCCAAUUGUCAUCCCGUCGCAAGCCUUUGCCUUUAGAAGCCUCGAUUUUCCAAAAUAUUGGAAAAUUUUGUGCGAAGCCAACAGAAACCCUGAAACCCCACAAUUAAGUUCCUUAAACCUCUUUCCAUCACCUUCGCCGAGUCCCUUGUUUCUACGGCAGCAAGAAAUUGAAGCAAAGUUACUCAAAAAAUGGGCGAACCACUUGACGACAAGGAGGAGGAGAAGCAGAAAGAGCAUGAGCAACAGGAGCAGCAAAGCCCAGCAAAUUGUUCUAACUCUGACUCAAAAAAGAAGAGAAAACGGAAAGAAGUCGCCAUCUUUGGCAACUACAGACACUACUAUGGCUAUCGAAUAAGUCAGGAUUUGGACGAGGAUCCAAGAUUAAAGGUCAUGAAGAAAGAAUGGUUUGAAGGCAAGGAUUGUCUGGAUAUUGGCUGUAAUAGUGGCAUCAUCACGAUAACCAUUGCAAAGAAGUUUUCUUGCCGCAGUAUCCUUGGAGUUGAUAUUGAUCGUGCUCGAAUCGAUGAUGCACAUUGGAGCCUGAAGAAAAUCAUGAAAAGGAGUUUUAAUAUGCAGGGGGAGAAAGUAAAUCAAUCCAAGAAAUGUGCAACUGAGUUGCAAAGUGAACUGCAAAGGGACUUUUCUGGGAAUUCUGGAGGAGAUUUGUCUGACAUAGUGUCUUUUCAGAAAGGAAAUUUUGUUCAGAGUUGGCAUCCACCUGAGAAUACAUAUUAUCAUGCAAUUCUUUGCUUAAGUGUAACAAAGUGGAUUCAUCUAAACUGGGGUGAUGAUGGGUUACUUGCAUUAUUUUCGAAAGUCUGGAUGCUCCUUCAGCCGGGUGGUGUUUUUAUCCUCGAACCCCAACCAUGGAUCUCAUAUUCUAAGAAUCGUCUAGUGUCCCAGACUGCAUCAGAUAAUUAUCAGAAUAUGAAGAUAGGUCCAGAAGAUUUCCAGGAUAUUCUUCUUGACAAGAUUGGAUUUCGGAGCGUGGAAAAUAUUACCUCUAGCUUACCUAAUAGCAAGAGUGGAUUUAACAGACCAAUUUUGGCAUUCUGGAAAUGAAUCUUGUAAGAAUGCAUUUUCAGUUUCCAGUAAGCAAGUAAUGUUCAAAAAUAGGUUGUGAAGAUGCCUUGUAAUUACAGUGCAUAUGAGGGACGGAGAAGCACAGUGAAAAGCGAUUAUUAUCUCA
Coffea eugenioides is the source of this 1207-nucleotide messenger RNA. Its product is annotated as probable RNA methyltransferase At5g51130. Gene Ontology annotation, biological process: snRNA modification. NCBI's taxonomy places the organism in Eukaryota, Viridiplantae, Streptophyta, Magnoliopsida, Gentianales, Rubiaceae. The transcript is spliced from 8 exons. The record is from RefSeq and is a predicted model, not a curated record. Bases 208 to 1080 code for a protein of 290 amino acids. Gene Ontology annotation, molecular function: snRNA binding; O-methyltransferase activity; RNA methyltransferase activity.